Molecule: messenger RNA, 1599 nt
Organism: Linum trigynum
Lineage: Eukaryota; Viridiplantae; Streptophyta; Magnoliopsida; Malpighiales; Linaceae
Source: the annotation of a GenBank genome assembly
AUGUCGUGUGUGACCUCUUCCAGAGUUUUCGCGCCUUCUGCCAAGCUUCUCUCCGGCUUCAACAAGAACAAUGUCAAUUUCUCAGUGUCAAGCGCUCCCUCUUCCUUCUUCAGCAACCUUUUCUCUUCGUCUGCGUCAUUUCCGAGACUCGUUGGCUGCGGGAAUAGUAUGAAUAGCUUGGAAAGCAGAAGACUGGUUAGCACCGGUUUGCGUUGUUCUGCUGCCCAGCAAUCGGGGAACUCGGCUUCAGUCGCCUCUCUGGGUAGGGAUGACUCUGAUGAGAGAGUGGUCGUAUUGGUGAUUGGUGGAGGAGGAAGAGAGCAUGCACUUUGCUAUGCACUAAAGAGAUCCCCCUCUUGUGAAACUGUCUUCUGCGCCCCGGGAAACGUGGGAAUUUCCAGCUCUGGUGAUGCCACUUGUGUUCCUGAGCUCAAUAUUGCUAAUAGUUCAGCAGUAAUCGACUUCUGCCAUAAACGGGGUGUUGGGCUCGUGGUGGUGGGGCCAGAGGCACCUCUAGUUGCUGGGCUAGCAAAUGAUCUGGUGAAGUUUGGUAUUCCAGUGUUUGGUCCAUCGGCAGAGGCUGCUGCUUUGGAAGGUUCCAAGAACUUCAUGAAGAGUAUAUGUGACAAAUAUGGAAUUCCUACUGCCAAGUACAAGACAUUCAGACAUCCAGUGCCUGCUAAACACUAUAUUCAAGAACAAGAGCUUCCAAUCGUAAUCAAAGCAGAUGGAUUGGCUGCUGGAAAAGGAGUAAUAGUUGCGAUGACCCUAGAAGAGGCUUAUGAUGCUGUCGACUCAAUGCUUGUCGAUGAAAUGUUCGGACCAGCAGGCUCUCAGGUCAUCGUCGAGGAGUUCCUUGAGGGAGAGGAAGCAUCUUUCUUUGCCCUGGUGGAUGGAGAGAAUGCCAUUCCGCUGGAGUCUGCCCAAGACCAUAAGCGAGUGGGUGAUGGAGAUACUGGACCUAACACCGGCGGAAUGGGAGCUUACUCUCCUGCUCCUAUAUUGACGAAGGAGCUGGAGUCCAUAGUUAUGGAUAGUAUAAUACUUCCUACUGUGGAAGGAAUGGUGGCAGAGGGUUGCAAGUUCGUUGGAGUUCUGUAUGCUGGAUUGAUGAUUGAAAAGAAGUCUGGCUUGCCCAAAUUGAUCGAGUAUAACGUGCGGUUCGGAGACCCUGAAUGCCAGGCAUUGAUGGUUCGACUGGAAUCCGACCUGGUACAAGUCCUGCUUGCUGCCUGUAGAGGCGAACUGAGUCAAGUAUCCCUCGAGUGGUCACCUGGCUCGGCCAUGGUUGUAGUGAUGGCGAGCAAUGGCUAUCCCGGUCCAUAUGAGAAGGGAACCGUGAUUCAGAACCUCGAAGAAGCUGAAAACGUCGCUCCAACAGUCAAGAUAUUCCAUGCAGGCACUGCUCUCGACUCGAAUGGCAACUUGGUAUCUGCCGGUGGCCGUGUUCUUGGAGUCACUGCCAAGGGAAAUGAUCUGGCGGAAGCAAGGGAGAGAGCUUAUCAGGCUGUCGAGAAAGUCAACUGGCCAGGCGGGUUCUACCGGCGAGACAUUGGGUGGCGGGCGCUUCCCCUUCCGGUUCAACCGAACCUAUGGUAA